AUGGCCCCCCAGAAGAAGAGCAAGAAGGAUGCCAACAGCAUCAACUCCAAGUUGGCGCUUGUUAUGAAGUCCGGAAAGGUCACUCUUGGAUACAAGUCUACCCUCAAGAGCCUCCGAUCCGGCAAGGCCAAGCUCAUCAUCAUUGCUGGCAACACUCCUCCUCUCCGCAAGAGUGAGCUCGAGUACUACAGCAUGCUGUCCAAGGCCCCCAUCCACCACUUCUCCGGCAACAACAUUGAGCUCGGUACCGCUUGCGGUAAGCUCUUCCGUUGCUCCACCAUGGCCAUCCUCGACGCUGGUGACUCCGAUAUCCUCAGCGACCAGCAGGCUUAA
This is a messenger RNA of Fusarium keratoplasticum, 333 nucleotides long. RefSeq lists its product as uncharacterized. The transcript has 3 exons. Bases 1 to 333 code for a protein of 110 amino acids. Lineage: Eukaryota; Fungi; Ascomycota; Sordariomycetes; Hypocreales; Nectriaceae. The record is from RefSeq and is a predicted model, not a curated record. Gene Ontology annotation, cellular component: cytosolic large ribosomal subunit. Gene Ontology annotation, molecular function: RNA binding; structural constituent of ribosome.